CGCUGUUAUCGAUAAACCCGCCAAUCGUUUCUGGCAAAAAAGAAGCAUCGCGUUUUUUGGUGAAAAUUGACACAAAGUGUUUCGAAAGUUGGCACGGAAUUUGGAGAUCCCGACAGACGACAAGACGAGCCGGCACGGACUUCCAUCCAGACGAAUCCUCGCCAGAAUACCGGAAAAAGUCCAGACCAAGAGAUAUCCUCAUUUGCCGGUGGCCAAGAAAAACGCUCCUCCGCGUUUUGAACUUUCAAUUGAAAUUGGACCAGAAGUUCGCCACAAAUCCCAGAAAAGAUGAGUCGCAGGAGAGCCCAUGAUACGGAGGAUGAGGGAUAUGAUCACCGGCGCAACAAGCGCAGGAGGGUGUCGGAAAACCAGGAGAUCGAGGAUCGUCUGGAGUCCCUGAUCCUGCGAGUGGGUGAACGGAGCACCUCCUCCGUGGAGUCCAACCUGGAAGGACUCGUUUCGGUGCUGGAGGCCGAUCUGGGCACCUUUCGCCUGAAGAUCCUUCGCAUCCUAUCCGACUGCGCAGUGCGAAUGCCCGAAAAGUGCACCGUAUACACCACCCUAGUGGGUCUCCUCAACGCCAAGAACUACAAGUUUGGCGGCGAGUUCGUGGACCACAUGGUGAAGACGUUCAAGGAAUCCCUGAAACUGUGCCGCUGGGAUGCGGCUCGCUAUUCGCUGCGCUUCCUCGCAGAUCUGGUGAACUGCCACGUCAUUUCGGCCACCAGUUUGCUCCAGCUGCUGGACACCAUGAUCGAUGUCUCCAAUGAGGACACAGUGCCGCAGGUGCGCCGCGACUGGUUCGUCUUCGCCGUGCUGUCCACGUUGCCCUGGGUGGGUCGUGAUCUCUACGAGAAGAAGGAGUCUGCUCUCGAGUCGCUGCUGCUCCGGAUCGAGGUCUACCUGAACAAACGCUCCAAGAAGCACCAUAAUGCGCUGAGGGUGUGGUCCUCGGAUGCGCCACAUCCGCAGGAGGAGUACCUGGACUGCCUGUGGGCGCAGAUACGCAAGCUGCGACAGGACAACUGGGCGGAGAAGCAUAUACCACGACCCUACCUGGUCUUCGAUUCCAUCCUUUGCGAGGCGCUUCAGCACAAUCUACCGGCGAUUGUGCCGCCACCGCACCAUGAUAACUUUGAGUACCCCAUGCCCUGGGUGGUGUACCGCAUGUUCGACUACACCGACUGCCCGGAUGGGCCCAAUCUCCCGGGUGCCCAUUCCAUUGAGCGCUUCUUGAUAGAGGAGCAUCUGCACCAUAUUAUCGAGACGUACCACCACGAGCGCAAGGACUGCGCCGCCCAGCUGCUCAGCUUCCCGUUUAAGCACAAGAUCCCCCUGGAGUACUGCAUCGUCGAAGUGAUCUUCGCCGAGCUGUUCCACAUGCCCACGCCGCGCUACCUGGACAUCUGCUACGGCUCCAUCCUGAUCGAACUGUGCAAGCUGCAGCCGGCCACGCUGCCCCAGGUGCUGGCCCAGGCCACCGAGAUCCUGUUCAUGCGCAUCGACUCGAUGAACACAUCCUGCUUCGACCGGUUCGUCAAUUGGUUCUCCUACCAUCUGAGCAACUUCAAGUUCACGUGGUCCUGGGACGAGUGGGACAGCUGCUUGCUCCUCGACGGCGAGCAUCCGCGGCCCAAGUUCAUCCAGGAGGUGCUGCAGAAGUGCCUGCGCCUUUCGUAUCACCAGCGCAUUACGGAGAUGAUGCCCACAACGUACGCCAAACUGAUUCCCAUGACGCCCGUGCCGAACUACAAGUACGCCAACGAGGAGGCAGCAAGUCUGCCGGGGACAACGGUGGCCCAUCAGCUGGUGGUGGCCAUCCGGCAGAAGUGCACGCCCGAGGAGGUGGUCAACAUCCUGAAGGACAUCCCGAGCAGCAGCUACAGCGGCGAGGAGAUGUCCGAUGGCAGCUUCAAUGCCCUCAAGAUCGAUGUGUUUGUCCAGACGCUGCUCAAUUUGGGCUCCAAGUCGUUCUCGCACAGCUUUGCGGCCAUCUCCAAGUUCCACUCGGUGUUUCGUGCCCUGGCCGAAACGGAGGAGGCGCAGAUCUGCAUCCUGCACAACAUCUUCGAGCUGUGGUCCUCGCACCAGCAGAUGAUGGUGGUCCUAAUCGACAAGCUGCUCAAGCUGCAGAUCGUCGACUGUUCGGCGGUGGCCACGUGGAUCUUCUCGAAGGAGAUGACCGGCGAGUUCACCAAAAUGUAUCUCUGGGAAAUCCUCCACUUGACCAUCAAGAAGAUGAACAAGCAUGUGAUCAAGCUGAAUUCGGAAUUAAGCGAGGCCAAGGAAAAGCUUGCGAAGGCGGACUCGUCGUCCAGCGAUUCGGAGGAUGAUUCCUCGCAUAAACGGAAGAAGCCCAUCACACAUGCCGACAAACCUUCUGAGGAGGUUGUUGAACGCAUGGAGGAGAAAUUGGAGGCGGCGAAUGUGAACCAAAAGCGUCUGUUCCUGAUCGUCUUCCAGAGAUUCAUCAUGAUUCUCUCGGAGCACCUGCUGCGCUCCGACACGGACGGUCGGGAUCCGGACACAGAUUGGUAUCGGUGGACCAUUGGUCGACUGCAGCAGGUCUUCCUCAUGCAUCAUGAACAAGUUCAGAAGUACAGCAGCACACUGGAAACGCUGCUUUUCACAUCCGACCUGGACACCCACAUAUUGGAGGUGUUCCAACAGUUUGUGGCCCUGCGUGCCUAAAGGAGCAGCCGGAAAAGCUGAUCCCGAAUUUUCGAUCCCCAAUUCCCAUUUCCCACUUACCACCCACCCAAUCGUUUUUCCACUCGCUGUUGAGUUGAGUAUUUUUGUAACCCCUACUUUUAUGAUCUGAUGAAUUUGUAAAGUUCGCCUUGAUAAGUCGAACUGAAGGCCUGUUUUCCCGAUAACAUAAUUUUGGUCAAUUAGCUGACCUUAUCCACAUACCCUACUAUCAUAAAUACUUUGUGCUGGAGAUACUUUUUUAAUUUUUGUAAACGACGCUAAGAGUUAACAACAAGGAAAAGAAUAAAGUCGAAUAGAGAAGUUCUUUACAAAAGAUAAAGAUCAAAAUGGAAA
Molecule: messenger RNA, 3045 nt
Organism: Drosophila rhopaloa
Lineage: Eukaryota; Metazoa; Arthropoda; Insecta; Diptera; Drosophilidae
Gene: Cbp80
Product: nuclear cap-binding protein subunit 1
Exons: 7
Coding region: 289-2691 (800 amino acids)
Biological process (GO): nuclear-transcribed mRNA catabolic process, nonsense-mediated decay; mRNA export from nucleus
Cellular component (GO): nuclear cap binding complex; nucleus
Molecular function (GO): mRNA binding; protein binding; RNA cap binding
Source: RefSeq, a predicted model, not a curated record